Moneuplotes crassus is the source of this 2609-nucleotide messenger RNA. The record is from the annotation of a GenBank genome assembly. Lineage: Eukaryota; Ciliophora; Spirotrichea; Euplotida; Euplotidae.
AAUAGAAUUCUUGAAAAUAAAUGCUAAUCACCAAGGAAAGAAGAAACUUACAUACCUUAAGAGCUUGAAGGAGGAAGAACAAACAUGCUAAUAUGUUCCAGAAUUUUUCAGAGAAGUUCAGAGCCAUUGACAUAGAAGCCACCUCCUUAGCUUAGCCCAAAAACAAGGAAAUAAGCCCAAGCCCAUAAAGCCACGGCAUAAAGUCAAGAAAUUUAUUGGCUCCUCUCGGGCAGAUUCCAUAAUUAACAGAAUUCAAACACAAAUCUCGCUGGUUCAAGACAAAGCCAUCGCUGAUUCUAUCGAAGGGGUGACUAGGCAGGAUCUCAAAUUAAUAGGCUCCUGUGCUGAUAGGUACCAUCUUACCAAUUUUUCAUCAGAUAAUUCUAAGAUGGAGAAUGACUUAGUGAGUCCUAAAACAACUGAGGCAGAGUGCCCUACAGUAUUGCUCUAAAUUCUCCUAAAAACACUGUGAUAGAAAUUAGCUCAUUCUCUAAUAUAGAACAAGACAAUCCAGAAAUUCAAGAAAAUAACUUCUUUAUUGAAAACCCGAUCAAGUUUGAGUCAAAAGAGAGUUUUAAUUUAAAACCCUCUGAUGGCCAAAAGCACACUCAAAACAGAGCCUCUAUCAGUGCUUCAACUUUAUACAGGAAAAAGCUAGCUUCCAGGAAGAAAGUUAGGAAGAAGACUAGCAGGAAUAUUUCAAGUUAUUUUUGGAAGAAGAACAAUAUUUCUAACGAUACUUGAAGGCUCAAUCUGAGAAAUAUUAUUGCUAAUAGCAACGACACCAAAUCAGACUUUGUAGGAACCACUUCUGCCACUAGUGCGUAUAAGCCCAGGCCUAUAAGCUCAGAUACUUCAUUAAAUAUCAUCCUAGGUGGUGAGAAUAUCAAUAACAAGGAUCAAGGUACUUUCUUUAUACAAGCUUUAGGUGAAAUUUCUCAUCAAAAGAUGAAUAGAACGAUUGAUUAUGCUUUUGAAGAGAAAUAUAAAGUAAUCCCACCUUCACAUUGUAAAAGAUCAAAAUGUUCUAAACUCAGACUUAAGAGCUAUAAGUCCUCUAAAAUUAACACCACUUUGAAGAAAGUUGAAAAGAAAGCCAGUAGCGAGCCAAAAUCAAAACCUCGACUCACUUGCCCGAAUUCUAAAAGAGAGAUUACUCUGAGAGUAGAGAACCUUAUCAGAGAGGAAAUGCGAAACGAUUCUAAUCGCCAAAGAGCUAAGAAGAAGGUUAAAAAGAAACUCUCAACUGAUCAUUCGUUUACUCUCAAAAAGUCCUUCAUCAUCUCUGGAGACUCACCGAAGACAUCCAAAGCAAAGAAGUACUCUGAUAAAGACAGGUCACAACACUUUCUCCAGGCUCUACCCAGAAGAACAACUAAGCUCAGAAAAGAGAAAAGUUUCAUGAUUCCAGACAAAGAGAGCUACGAUGAAAGGGAAAUAAAGUACCUCACUAAAAAGAUCUCUCAGAUGGAAGCACGCAUUGAGGAAGACUACGCUCCAAAAUCUGGAGAGGAGAAGAAAAUCAUGAAGUUUGCAAACUGCCCUCUUGAUCUUAACCAGUGGGUUAAGAAUGCAGCAACACAAAAGAAAAGUUUGAAACCAAAGCUAUCUGAGUAUCCGAUCGAGAUGCUAUAUAACCCAAAGUUCGAUGAGCUUGAGAGAUAUUUUGAUAUUGAGGAGAAAUAACGAAAAGGUCAGAACUCUGAAAAUAAUCCCAGUCACUGUAACUAUUGAUGAACGAUACAGUUGCAACCCUAGUAAAAAGAAGGCUACAAAAAUAGACAUGAAUCUUCUUGGAGAUAACCAAGUUCAUGAACAUAUCUAUUUAAAUGGUCUUCCUUCUAAGAGCGAGAAGGUUGUCAUUCCUGAUCCUCAGCCUUUUGACCGUGAAAAGUACAAUCAAGGACAGAUUAGCAAGAGAUUCACCCGUCUUAAAAGAGAACAAAACAUCAAAAGACUGAAAUCUAGCCGGAAUAUUCGUAAAGCUUUACCUAUAAAGGGCUCACUUUCCUCAAGACGAUAUGGAUUUAUCAAAAACUUAUCCCCACUUGAUAAAAGCUUGAUCAAUAGGAAGAAGAACUUAGAUACUAUCAUGAAUGAAGCGGAUAUAAUGUCAGCAACGUUGCCCUGCUACACCAGAGAAAUUCCGUAUGAGUUAGCCCUCAACCAUCUAAGAAACAACAGAAGUUUCAUCGUUCCUAAAAGUAUGAAAACAGAAAGAUAUAAAUCUAUAUCAAAAGAUAUGCAAAUGAUAGAGCGCAAUCACCAGAACGGAGGUGUAACUCCUACCCCAAUGGCCGAUGAAGAAUUUUUAGAAAAAACUGAGUUCCACGUGAUCCAGCCCAAUAUUGACCAUAUCUACUUUGAGCCUUGUGUUACAAAGAAGCCUAGGUUUAGCUUCUCUAAAGAAAUCACCAAGAGAGACUCCAAAAAGAAGCUUGAGAAUCGGACUCUUGACUCUCUCCUGAAUAUCAUCCACUUCAAAUCUGACCAAAAAGAUAAGAAAUUCAAGAAAGGGUAUAAUCACUACAAGCAAUCCUUACUUAGAAUCAAAGAAGAAAUUGGUGCGUAAAUAAUUUACCCUAACUCUGACUAAAGCUUCUGUAUGC